This is a messenger RNA of Haliotis rubra (blacklip abalone), 1139 nucleotides long. Its product is annotated as iron-sulfur protein NUBPL-like. The record is from RefSeq and is a predicted model, not a curated record. The coding region runs from base 92 to 1030 and encodes 312 amino acids. NCBI's taxonomy places the organism in Eukaryota, Metazoa, Mollusca, Gastropoda, Lepetellida, Haliotidae. Gene Ontology annotation, biological process: mitochondrial respiratory chain complex I assembly; iron-sulfur cluster assembly. Gene Ontology annotation, molecular function: 4 iron, 4 sulfur cluster binding; ATP-dependent FeS chaperone activity; ATP binding. The transcript has 10 exons. Gene Ontology annotation, cellular component: mitochondrion.
UUCUUUCAAUUUCGUCUUCUAGUUCGUUCUUUUAGCGUCUCCACGCUUGAAGAGCUCCACAACAAACAACACGUGUUUGUGUGACAGAACGAUGUUCCUCAAGACUUGGAGAUGUCUGGCGAAAAGAAAUGUCAGUGGCACGUGGAUAAGACUAUUCUCAUCUCAUGACAAUCCAUUGGGCAUUCCUCCUUCUUCAAGUAAAAAGUCACAAGAGGAACUGAGAAGAGAACACAUGGCUCGAGGGUUGCCACGGAAACGUCAGAUUGAUGGGGUAAAACAUGUCAUCGUUGUUGCAUCAGGAAAAGGAGGAGUUGGAAAAUCAACAACAGCAGUGAAUCUUGCUUUGGGCCUAGCAGCCAAUGAACCGAUGAAGGACAUUGGGCUGCUGGAUGCUGAUGUUUAUGGCCCAUCAAUACCCAAACUGAUGAACCUGCACGGAGAGCCAGAACUUACGACAGAUAAUCUGAUGAGGCCACUAGUGAAUUAUGGAAUAAAAUGUAUGUCCAUGGGAUUUCUGGUGGAGGAGAAUGCAGCCAUUGUGUGGAGGGGCUUGAUGGUGAUGGCAGCCAUUGAGAGACUCACCAGGCAAGUGUCAUGGACCCCACUGGAUUACCUGGUCAUAGACAUGCCACCUGGGACUGGCGACGUCCAGUUGUCCAUAUCACAAAACAUCCCAGUCUCAGGUGCUGUGGUUGUGACGACCCCACAGGACAUUGCGCUGCAGGAUGCACGUCGUGGAGCAGAGAUGUUCCGGAAAGUGAACGUCCCGGUGCUGGGACUGAUCCAGAACAUGAGUGUCUUCGUGUGUCCAAAGUGCGGACACCAAGAACAUAUUUUUGGGAAAGAUGGUGCAGAAGGAAUUGCUAGGGAAAUGAACUUGGACAUUAUAGGUGACAUACCACUGCACAGACGCAUCCGUGAGCUGUCCGACACUGGCCAACCUAUUGUGAUAGCUGAACCAGACAGUCCUCAGGCAGAGACUUACAGAUCUAUAGCAAAGACAGUCUUAGAGCGUUUACAGAACACAUGAGUCAGCCAGAUGUUCACCUGAUUGGUCUGAUGUAACCUUAUAGUGGACAUUGCCAGUGUAGGAGACUGCCCACUCCGUGUUCUCUAUAAUAACAACCUGGAACCUGUCA